Molecule: messenger RNA, 1702 nt
Organism: Macrosteles quadrilineatus (aster leafhopper)
Lineage: Eukaryota; Metazoa; Arthropoda; Insecta; Hemiptera; Cicadellidae
Product: lysosomal aspartic protease
Exons: 9
Coding region: 163-1329 (388 amino acids)
Biological process (GO): cell death; proteolysis
Cellular component (GO): lysosome
Molecular function (GO): aspartic-type endopeptidase activity
Source: RefSeq, a predicted model, not a curated record
AAAACGAAUUACGAUACGAUAACUGAAGUCUGCUCCUGCUGAUUGCUGAUCGUCGGUGGAUUUGUGUUAUUGAAUCUCGAUGUUGCAAUAAAUCGUAGCCUAAAGAAAUAUUGAAAAUAAUUUAACAGUUUGUUUUCUUUACCGGUCCAAAAGAGGGACAAAAUGUUCUCUUCCCGGUGUUGGAGUUUGAUUUUCGUCACUUUUACUUUAUGGUGUUUAUGCUCAUGUUCUCUUGUAAGGGUUCCAUUGUACAAGUUCCAGUCUGUGAGAGACCAAUUACGAGAUGUCGGAACAGAGAUGGCCAAUAUUAGGAUCCGCUAUGGAGACGGCCCACAACCCGAGCCACUGUCCAACUAUCUCGAUGCCCAGUACUUUGGACCCAUUUCUAUUGGAUCUCCGCCCCAGAGUUUUAAAGUGGUGUUUGAUACUGGCUCCUCGAACUUGUGGGUUCCCUCGAAGAAGUGCAGCAUCAUGAACAUUGCUUGCCUACUCCACAACAAGUACAACAGCAAGACUUCCUCGACCUACAAACCUAACGGACAGAAGUUUGAGAUUCACUACGGCUCGGGUAGUUUGUCUGGCUUCUUAUCAGAAGAUGUGCUCACGAUGGCCGGACUCACUAUCCAGAACCAGACGUUUGCUGAGGCAGUAAGUGAGCCGGGUUUGACGUUUGUGGCGGCCAAGUUCGACGGAAUCCUUGGACUCGCCUACAACUCCAUCUCCGUUGACAACGUAGUUCCUCCUUUCUACAACAUGGUUAACCAGAAGCUGGUGAAUAACGCUGUCUUCUCAUUCUACCUCAACAGAGACCCUGCGGCUCCAGAAGGCGGUGAAAUCAUCUUCGGAGGAUCAGACCCGGCUAAAUACAGCGGAGACUUCACCUACUUAUCCGUGGAUAAGCAGCAGUACUGGCAGUUUAAGAUGGACAAAAUCGUGGUUGGAGGCUCCAAAGAGUUUUGCAAGGACGGAUGCGAGGCUAUUGCAGACACUGGUACUAGCCUCAUCGCAGGACCUGUGGCCGAGUGUACGGCCAUCAACCAAGCCAUUGGAGCUACUCCGAUCAUGGGAGGACAGUAUGUGGUUAACUGCGAUCUCAUUGCAAAACUUCCGCAGAUCAACUUUGUUUUGGGAGGAAAAUCGUUUUCUUUGAAUGGAACUGACUAUGUUCUGCGUGUGAGUCAGUUCGGCAAGUCCAUCUGUCUAUCAGGCUUCAUGGGAAUCGAAAUCCCGCGCGGACCUCUGUGGAUCCUCGGUGACGUGUUUAUUGGACGCUACUACACGGAGUUUGACAUGGAGAACAACCGCGUAGGGUUCGCUAAUGCCAAAUAAUUGCAACAGUCUGAACUUAGCCAGGAGGUGAUGUUUGUGCCUACCAUGAAGAUAUACCACCAACAUGUGGUAGCUAGAUUUGUAAGAAUUUACAGUAAGGCUGUAUGUCCAAAGAGAUGAUUGGGGGAUUUUUUAUGAGUCAGUAGUAUUUGAAUUUAUAUUUAGCAUUUAUUUGAAUGGUGGUUAUUUUUGCCAUUGAAAUGUUUUUAGGUAAUAGUGUAAAGAUUUGGGUUAUGUGGCUACCAGUUGUAGCUGUUUUGCAAGUUUAUCAAUGUUUUUAGUCCAAUUACCUGAUCAAAAAUUGGCUGUAUUUUUUAUUCAAAUGGUUUAACAUAUUUUAUGUUUUAAUAUUUUCAAUAAAUAUCCUAUGAUA